UGUAUUCUUUCGAAUUAAUCGACCAUAAAUAUAAAUCGUAAAAAGGAAUUGACGAAUUUAAUUAAUUAUUCUAUUAGUUAAAAAAGUAAUUGAAGAUAGAAAAAGGUGAUUUAAAAUGCGUGUUAUUGCGACGUUAAUAAUCGCAGUGCUCUUCGCUGCUAACACCGUUGAUUCUAGUGUCACACUGGAUAAGGACCUGACAACGAGCUUUGAAGAAACAUGGGACAGCAACGAUUUCGUAAUUGCUAUUUCGAAUAUUAAAUUAAAGAGGAAAUCAUCGGAAGUAUCAGUCGAGACUCUUCUUGCUGUAAAAUAUGGGAAAUUGGGAACGAAAGUAGUAUUGAUGCUCGACAGACGAAACCAACAAGUGAUCCUCGAAAGUAUCAAUGAAGAUGGUCAUCAAACUUCAGAGCACAUUAACGUGGACAUUUUAACUAUGAAUUCUCCAUUAAAAAAUGUAAUCAUCAUAGUACAUCAGAGUCAGCCUGACGCUCGAAUGGAUGUUUACAUUAAUCACGCUUAUCAGGGUAAAAUACCGUUGAAGACAAGUUUUCGGGAAUUAGCAGCCAGCGAGGAAAAUCUUCUCGUAGAAGCGUUCAGAGAAAGGAGGAGCCAAGUAAAAGUAUAUCCAUUAUCCUGCAUCAUCGAUGCGAUAAAUUUGAUCGACAUAAACACGAUGUUGGAUCACUCCAAACUUAAAGAAUCGCACGGAUCGUUUGUUUUCGACGGAUUGUCUUCACCGAACAAUGAUCGAAUGCAUUUGAAAUCUGGAUCCAGGCAACAUCAUCAUCUUCAAUCGGAAAGCCGUUUUCACUUUGUUACUCGAAUGCCGGAUACGUUCGAGACUGUCGAACAAUCCGAAGAUAUCGACGGCUCAGAUAAAUUUGUUCAGACUGAUCAAGACGGUCACAAACAUUUUCAUGGAUCGAAUCAAGAGCAUCAUUUUGCUCGGCAGGAUCAAUCAGGUCGAUACAAUAAACGAUUUAACAAACACAAUCACGUUAAAUAUCAUCCCACGAGUGAUGACCUGGCUGAUCUUUCAACUCACGACGAUCAGAUAAAUCAGUGGGCAGGAGAAUUUAAUAAUUCUGAUGAAUCGGAUAUGUUGGGUGAAUCGAGCGUGAAUCAUAAAAGGAUGCCGAGAAGAGGAGACAUUGGGAUUCAAACUCUGGACGAAAGAGCUUGCCUUACGGACAGUCAUAUAGUGAAGACACUGAACGAAUUGAUCGUAGCUAUGAGGAAGGUCUGGAGAGAAAUAGAAUUAAACAGACAGGAAACCCAACACGUUCGACAAUUAAUAGAAACUUGCGCAGCCUGUCGUGUACUCCCCGUUCCACCGACGACCACGACGGCAGCUCCUCCUAGUUGCGAUUACAAGUCGCCUUGCUUCCCGGGCGUUGACUGCCGUAACACACCCCACGGGCCACAAUGUGGAGGUUGCCCGCCGAAUUAUACCGGCGAUGGAUAUCAUUGCGUGAAAAUUACUUGCGUGCACAACCCUUGCUUUCACGGUGUCCAUUGCUUCGACCACAGCGGCGAAUACAGCUGUGGAAAAUGUCCCGCUGGUUACGUAGGCGAUGGCAAACACUGUGCACGUCGUAGGAAUGGUUGCGAGUUGCAUCCUUGCUACCCGGAAGUGCAGUGUGAUCCAAUUCAUUAUCCACCAUAUUUCAGAUGUGGUACUUGCCCCAAUGGAUUCACCGGAAAUGGUUCAACGUGCGUUGACAUAAACGAAUGCGAUUUGGUACAACCUUGUCAUCCUGGAGUACGAUGUAUCAAUGAGCGUCCAGGAUUUAGAUGUGACCCUUGUCCAUCAGGAUACACUGGAUCAGUGAUAGAAGGAAUCGGUUUAGAGACUGCCAAGAGCCUUAAACAAGUUUGUGUAGACAUAAAUGAAUGUCAGAAUAAUAAUGGAGGUUGCGAUCCAUUCAUGGAAUGCAUUAAUAUGGAGGGUUCCUUCAGAUGUGGUGCUUGCAGAGCAGGCUUCAUAGGGAAUCGAUCAAUCGGCUGUCAUCCUGCACACAGUGUUUGUCCAGACUUAAGAACAGUUUGUGACGUAAACGCCGAGUGCAUCUGUAUCGAUACUAACGUAUACUCGUGUAAAUGUCGAGUUGGAUGGGCAGGAGACGGGUUGGUCUGUGAUUUGGACAGAGACAACGAUGGAAUUCCCGACAGAAAUCUCCGUUGUCACGAACGACGUUGUCGCAUGGACAACUGUCCACGGACGCCGAACAGUGGCCAAGAGGAUGCGGAUAAUGAUGGCAUAGGCGACGCCUGCGACUCGGACGCUGAUAACGAUGGGGUCUUGAAUUCUUCGGACAACUGUCCUUUAAUUUCAAACCCUGGCCAGGAGGACACUGAUCGUGAUGGUCCUGAUUCCAUCGGUGACGUCUGUGACAAUUGUCCUUUAGUGAGAAAUCCGAAACAGGAGGACACCGAUGACGAUGGAAUCGGUGACGCCUGCGACAAUGACAUGGAUAACGACGGUAUUCUGAAUAAUCAGGAUAACUGUCCGAAACUAAAGAACCAGGAUCAAGUUGACUCAGAUAUGGAUGGGAUUGGCAAUGCCUGUGACAACUGUCCCUUCGUUCACAAUCCAGAUCAAUUGGAUAGAGAUGGUGAUGGAGUAGGUGACGUUUGCGACAAUGACAAUGAUAGAGAUAGAGAUGGCGUACAAGACGAUAGAGACAACUGUCCGGACGUGGCGAAUCCAGGACAAAAUGACGAGGAUCGUGACGGUAUUGGAAACGAGUGUGACAACGAUAUAGAUAAUGAUAGAGUCCUAAAUCACGAAGACAACUGUCCUUACGUCUAUAACCCGGACCAACGACGCACUCAUCAUGAAUAUUUUGGCGACGCUUGCUGGAACGACAACGACAACGACACCGUGAUAAAUAGCCACGACAACUGUCCCAAUAACAGUUUAAUUUGGACAACAGAUUUCAGAAAAUACACUACGAUCGCUUUGGACCCAAUUGGCACCGCUCAAGAGGAUCCCGUUUGGAAGAUACACAACGAAGGAGCUGAAAUUCAACAACUUGUAAAUAGUGAUCCUGGGAUUGCUAUUGGUCCAGACAUUUUCAGUGGCGUAGACUUCGAAGGCACUUUCUUCGUCGAUGACAACGGAGAUGACGAUACCGUUGGUUUCGUUUUCUCCUAUCAGGACAAUCGUAGAUUCUACAUAGUGUCCUGGAAGAAGGGUCAACAACCUUAUUGGGUACCAACACCGUUCAGGGCAGUUGGUGAUCCUGGAAUUUUCUUGAAGCUUGUCGACUCUAACACUGGUCCUGGACCUCUUCUCAGAAACAGCCUUUGGCACAAUGAGGACACUCCCAACGAAGUGAAGAUUCUUUGGCACGAUCCGAAGAAAAUUGGUUGGAAAGAGAAAACUCCGUAUAGGUGGAACUUAUUGCACAGACCUAAGAUCGGUUUGAUCAGGUUCCAGCUCUACCAAGGCAAACAGAUUAUGGCUGAUUCAGGAAACGUGUACGACUCGACACUUAAAGGUGGAAAAUUAGGUGUCUACUGCUUCUCUCAGGAAGGCAUCACUUGGUCGAAUUUGUUGUACAUGUGCAAAGAAACUGUCCCGCAAUCGGUAUGGAACGAGUUACCGGCGAAUUUGAAGAAGGAAGUAGCUGUAGACAUGAAUAACGAAGUCAGGCCUCAUUACACUUAACAAUCUAACUAUUACGACUCGCAUUAAAGUUUCGAAAUUCGUUCCGUAACGUCGCACAAAUUUCGCCUAAAUCGUUUAAUCCAUAGACUUGGUUCGUUUUCCGUGGUCAAAACCGAAAAUAUUUCUUACGUGUAUAUGUAAAUAUUAGUUACGAUUUUAUUCGAUAUGGCGAAACUUUGUCAUUAACUAAGUUGAAACUUUUCGCAAUCUCUGUCUCUGCGAAAUUCUGACGUUUAGUUAUUAUAUUUCACUGUUACGUAAUUAAAGGACACAGCAUGACAAAUACCAUCUUAAUGAAUGUUCUGCUUAAGGAAGAGACGAGUCUAUACGAGGGAAACCUUAAAAAUAUAUCGACUAUACUUUGCGGAAUGUAUGCAACAAACGCUUAAUUCUAGUUAACAAGGGAUCGUUAGAAACUGAAUGUGCGCUUUUCGAAAGACUUUAAGAUCGAGAAAUUGAAGAAAUGUAUAUGAA
Messenger RNA from Habropoda laboriosa, 4150 nucleotides. It is a transcript of the gene Tsp, whose product is annotated as cartilage oligomeric matrix protein. Bases 116 to 3676 code for a protein of 1186 amino acids. NCBI's taxonomy places the organism in Eukaryota, Metazoa, Arthropoda, Insecta, Hymenoptera, Apidae. The transcript has 15 exons. Gene Ontology annotation, molecular function: calcium ion binding. Gene Ontology annotation, biological process: cell adhesion. Gene Ontology annotation, cellular component: extracellular region. The record is from RefSeq and is a predicted model, not a curated record.